Molecule: messenger RNA, 1236 nt
Organism: Elaeis guineensis (African oil palm)
Lineage: Eukaryota; Viridiplantae; Streptophyta; Magnoliopsida; Arecales; Arecaceae
Biological process (GO): negative regulation of DNA-templated transcription
Source: RefSeq, a predicted model, not a curated record
AGUGAGACAUAGAUAAAGAGAGAGGCAAUGGAGAGUAGUAGGAGCACUAGCAGGCUUAAACAGCGACUCGCUCGCAUGUUUAAGCCCUCUUCUGUUCUCCGCUCCACCUGCAACGGUUCCACCUCCGCUGCCACCAUCCUGAGCUCCACCGCCUCGAGCCGGACCCUUUUGCACGACGUCGCCCGUGAGCCCGUCUUCGUCCCCGGCCACCACCGUCACCGAGGUGUCGAUGAUGAUGGUAUGUUUUUAGCCCAUAAUGGUCGUCGUCAUAUAGCUCCCGUCUUGCGGCUCGCCAUAGAUUGUGAAGGUUGCCGACCCACCAGAGAUCUUCCUCCUUUCAUGGCCAAGAAUGAGAAGGGGAGACAUGGGAAGAAUAAGAAGAAGGAGAGGAGAGUGAGGGAGACGGGUGGGUUCUACGUGACAGGAGAGGGGGAGGGGAGGAUGUGCCCUCCAGCUUCCCCUUCCUCUCCGUCAAAGAGUUCUUAUUACUACUAUUGCUUCAAUGAAGUGGAGAAAGAUGAUCAGAAAAAGGUGGAGAGGAAUAAGAAGAAAAAGAAGAAGAAGAAGAAGUUACUGUCGCAUAGUUAUGGAAUCAGUAGCUCUUCUUCUGUGAACACUGAUGAUGGAUUCGAGUUCUUUACUAGUGAAGAUCAAGGAGAGGGUAAGGAGGAGGAGACCGAAACUUUCUUCUCAUCGAGGAGCUUCUCCUCUGAUUCCUCCGAGUUCUACCAGCGUCCCAUGCCCAAUGCUAAGAAGAAGAAUAAUAAGAAGGCGUCUCGAUGUCCACCAAGAAGAAGAUCAAAGAAUCACGACAAUCGGAAUGCCCACGAGGGGUUUCGGCCCUUGGUUUAUUCGAUAGCCUCGAGGAAGAAGGUGAAAGAGUUGGAGGAGGAGAAGAGAGGGUUUGCGGUAGUGAAGAGGUCGAGCGAUCCUUAUGGUGACUUCCGGAGCUCGAUGGUGGAGAUGAUCAUUGGGAGACAAAUCUUCGAGGCAGAGGAUUUGGAGAGGCUCCUCCAUUCUUACCUCUCUCUGAACUCCCCUCACCACCACCCAAUCAUCCUCCAGGCUUUUUCUGAUAUAUGGGUAGUCCUCUUCGCGGUCACUGAUUGUCCAAAUCUGAUGUAAGGUUAUGGUCUUUCUCUUAUUGUUGGAAUGUUUACUCUUUACUGGGUGUUAGUCACUGACUGCAAUAUCUGUCUGCUGUUUGUGAGUAAUCUCUCAAAGAUCUCUGUUACU